GUGCCGUCGAACACUGAACGGGACGUUCAAACGCGUUCGGUGUAGUCAGUUUCUUUCAAAAGUCCUGGUCGUUCUUUUUGUUAAGAACCUCGUUCGUUCGUGCACUUUACCGAACUGUUCGAACGGUGCGAUUCUCGUUCAUUUUACACAUGCCUAAUCUAUUCCUAUGAUGCUUUUACGCCAGUAAUGAAGUCUUCUGUCUCUGUUCUGUUCAGGUGUCCUUUUAUUACACAUUUUCGCCAAUCUCUAGGUUGUCUGUCAGGAAUUGAAUACAUCACAAGUAGAUUGUGGGCCAUGCAGACCUCUGUAAGCUUCUCGAUCUUUAGGGAUUGAUGUCUUCUCAAUAAGCUGUCAUUCUCGACAAGCUGACGGGCUUCAUGUAAGAUUGUGUAACCACACAAUGCUUGGCUUGAUAGCCGAUAAAAUGAGUUAAAAAUAGGUACAUAAAACCAUUACAAGCUAACACUUGUCUGUAACUUAAACAAGCCUGUCUGUGUUUAUACAGACAACCUACCUACCAGCACAUGUCUUAUCAUAUCAAGAUAAACAAGCAAUGUAAAGCAUGCCGAAAAUGUGUAACGAUUAAGCUGCAUGUAAAUCCAUUUCCGAGAAAGAUUGUUUUGGGCAAAACGGUGUUAUAACACCAGCAAUUCAACGGUAAAAUUCAUCAAACCGUACAACAUAUGGCUUCAGGGUGGUUAGUUGGGUAAAAAUACAUGUAGCUUAACCCCAAAUCAGCGUCUUAUCGAUUGCGAAUAGAUAUGAUUGAAUAUUUUCGGAUGACAAACAAUGUCGUUCGUGAAUCAAUCGUCUUCUUGCCAGCACCCCUCCCCGUUUCAGACCUGUGGUAUUUCUGAGAAAUCUUAUCACAUACCUUACCCUAUGGGUUCUUUAUCUUAUCACCUUUUUCGAUAUGACGUGCUCGUUCCCAUUCGUCCGUUAUUGCGCUAUAAGCGAUUGGUAACGUACGCCCAUCAGCUCAGUAUUUUUGCACUAGUGACUGGUGAAGGUAGUGCACCUUCCCGAUCGCGUAUAACAGUAUGACAGUUCGUCCGACUGUAGCCUUAAGUUUGCUGGUGGUAGUGCUCGGUGCGUUCGCCAGUGCCCAAAGUGAUACAGAUGAUGGGAAUUAUCGUUUUCAAACUCGGCCACCGCUGCCGGACGCUUCCGUGAUGCCAACGCUGGCCAACGGAAACAUCGGCUUUGUCGCGUACGGUGAAUACGUCCACCUGAACGGAGUGUACAAUGGGCUGCGUGGUAAGUCGCACCGUGCCCGCAUACCGAACUACGGCAACAUACAGCUGACGGCCUGUUCGCCCAGCAGCCCAGGAGGUGUAGCGGACACCUGCAUCUACCAGCUCAAUAUGCGAACGGGCAAGUUUGUGACGGUUGAGGAGACGGGUGACUACCGGCUAGUGCACGAGAUGUACCCCCAUCGGUACUACGACACAGUGCUAGUGAACCGCAUUCGUAUACAGCGCCUCGGCUCGACCAACACCAUCACGGCACGGUUGUCUCAGAUCCCAGGACUGCAGGCCGCCGACUUUACCUGGCAGCCGAGCACAGAGUUUGUCAUGGGGGGCCAGCUGUACAAAUCUCAGUGCGGCGUUACGGUGCAGGUCGAGGAGCCGACCGUGCAAGCGUUCGGGCACAAUGUGUGCGUGACCUAUCCGGCCAUCCCGGAGACGGUACAGAUCGAACCGGACACGAUGGCUAGUGAGUUUCUGUUCUGUACGGCAUUCACCAUGACGGAGGAGGACGGUCGGCGACAGCUGGAAGUCGUGACGGGUUUGACCGGUGCGCAGGAGGAAACGCUUCACAUGCGCGAAAUGGAUAGGCUGUGGGAGCGUUACGGUAUCAGUGUGGAACGCAACGAUGAGCUCGACCGAGUGAUAAAAGCAAGUGCGUUCUAUCUGUUCAGCUCACUGCCGGCCCAUCAGGUGGCGGCCUCUAGCGGGCGGUAUCCAUUCUACGGGCUUGCACCGGCCGGUCUGGGUCGCGGCGGUAUAGAGGAGCAAGAGUACCAGGGACACAGCUUCUGGGACACGGAGAUUUGGAUGUACCCGUCAAUUCUGCUGAUGGAUCCCAUCAACGCGGCAAAGGUGCUGAGCUACCGUACCACCGUCAUCGGUGGAGCACGCAUGAACGCGAUGAAGCACGGUUUCGAAGGCAUCCAGUUCCCCUGGGAGUCUGCCUUUACCGGUACGGAGGUGACACCAGACUGCUGCCCGGAGGUGGCAGACUUUCAGCAUCACAUUACCGCCGACAUUGUGUUUGCGGCACGGCAGUAUUUCUACGCGACUGGCAACACGGACUGGCUUAAGUCGCACGGUUGCCGGCUGGCAGCGGACUCGUCGCUGUUCUGGCUGAGCCGGGCGUCCUACAACAACGCGACCGACCUGUACGACAUCCACAAUGCAAUGGGACCGGACGAGGACCAUCCGAACGUGUCGAACAACGCGUUCACGAACGUGAUGGCGGCGCACAAUCUGUUCUUUGGUGAGUUCGCUUCGUGCUACUGCCGCGAUCAGACGGUCAACGAGACUGUCCGGCGGGAGUUGCUGCAGGUUGCGCGUGGAUUGACGCUACUGUACGACGCUGCGGGUGACUUCCAUCCGCAAUUCGAAGGAUACCAGCCGGGCACACCAAUCAAGCAGGCUGAUACGGUGCUGCUGAUCUAUCCACUGCAGCACCCGAUGAAUGUCUCCACCAAGGCAAACAAUCUGCGCCAGUACUCGCAGGUGACGCGUGAAAAUGGACCGGCAAUGACGUGGGCCAUCCACACGAUCGGGCACCUGGAGCUGGGCGAGGUGCAGCAGGCAGCCACCAUGUUCGAUAAGAGCUAUCGCCAGUAUCUGCGCGCCCCGUUCAACGUGUGGAGCGAGAAUGGGAACAAUGAGCCCGGGGCGGGCAACUUCAUCACCGGUGCCGGUGGGUUCCUGCAAUCCCUCAUCAAUGGGUACGCGGGCGUGCGGUUGCAUCAGGACCGGUUGGAGAUUAAGAAUGCACGGUUGCCGCCGGACACGCGCUCACUGCAUCUGCCAACGGUGGAGUACCGUGGCGUAUUGUUUGCGCUGACGGUGAACGAAACCGGGAUUAAGGUUGCGAUCCGGGUCGAGGGGCAGCCGGAUCUGAAGCUAACGGUCGACGGAACGGAGCGACCCAUCUGCAAGGAUUGUGAAUAUGAAGGCACAACCGCUAUCAUACAGCAGACAAAGGACCAAAUAUUCGAAGGCUGCCGACUGCGGCCAACUACGCUGGGCGUGAAGGUUGCGGACCAGACGGAUGCGGCUCCGGCUCUUCGUACCACGGCGUUGGCUUUCUUGUCCCUCAUCGUUUGCUCGUUGCUGAGCAAGAUGUUCUGAGGAAUCAAACAGAGGGAGCUAAUGUUUAAGGCGUGUGUUACAAAAUAUUUUAUAAUUUUGUUUCGUAAUUCUAAAAUAUGAUGUAUUAUUUGUUUGGCUUUUUUGAGAUUUAAUGUUAUGUUUUUGUGUAAUAAAUAAACGAUGCUCUUUUCA
Messenger RNA from Anopheles gambiae (African malaria mosquito), 3518 nucleotides. Its product is annotated as protein-glucosylgalactosylhydroxylysine glucosidase-like. Gene Ontology annotation, molecular function: catalytic activity. The transcript is spliced from 3 exons. Gene Ontology annotation, biological process: carbohydrate metabolic process. The coding region runs from base 1041 to 3365 and encodes 774 amino acids. The record is from RefSeq and is a predicted model, not a curated record. Lineage: Eukaryota; Metazoa; Arthropoda; Insecta; Diptera; Culicidae.